AACCGCAGUAGAAGUUAAAAAGUGAUUCACGCUACCGAACGAACGGCAGAAGCAAAUUUGCCAAAAAUAUAAUAAUAAUUAGCAUUGCCGCCAGACAUAGCGUUAGAAAAUUUAAAUAACUGAAUAAGGCCGCCGCGAGUGUUUUGGAAAGUGUAAAUCGACGGCCCCGCUGAGUCUGCGUCGCUCUGACUUUGAGUGCGCGUGUGCGUGUGCAUGUGUGUGUAUGUGCCUGUGUGAAAGGAGGAGGAGAAGCAACCAAAAAAAGUGUACAGACGACGCGCAGACGCAACGAUCUGCAGUGGCCAAUUAAAAGUACCGAAAAACGCGAGUGAAAAUUAAUUAAUAAUUGGCGAAAAGUUCGCCAAAAAUAUUCAUAGUUGCUUAACAAUAUUAAAUAAAAUAAAUUUUAUAACAAAAUGGGUUGUGCCGUGAGUACAGCACGAGAUAAAGAAGCCAUCGAGCGUUCGAAAAGCAUAGACCGGGCGUUGAGAGCAGAAGGAGAACGUGCCGCCUCGGAGGUUAAACUCCUGCUUUUAGGUGCCGGUGAAUCGGGCAAAUCGACGAUAGUGAAACAAAUGAAGAUCAUCCAUGAGACGGGCUACUCGCAGGAGGAGUGUGAGGAAUAUCGUCGUGUGGUUUACAGCAACACUGUGCAGAGUUUGAUGGUCAUCAUUCGUGCCAUGGGUCGGCUAAAGAUCGAGUUUGCGGAUCCCGGCAAAACGGACAUUGCACGCCAGUUCUUCACACACGCCUCGGCGGCAGACGAAGGCAUUCUACUACCGGAAAUUGUGAUGCUCAUGAAGAAACUGUGGUCAGAUGCCGGUGUCCAGCAAUCCUUUUCACGCUCUCGCGAAUAUCAGUUGAAUGACUCGGCCGGAUACUAUCUGAAUUCCCUGGAUCGCAUUGCGCAGCCCAAUUAUAUUCCCACACAGCAGGAUGUGCUGCGCACUCGGGUCAAGACCACAGGGAUCAUUGAGACGCACUUUAGCUGCAAACAGUUGCACUUCAAACUCUUUGAUGUGGGCGGUCAGCGAUCGGAGCGUAAAAAGUGGAUUCAUUGCUUUGAGGGCGUCACGGCCAUUAUCUUUUGUGUGGCACUGUCUGGUUAUGACUUGGUCUUGGCUGAGGAUGAGGAAAUGAAUCGUAUGAUUGAAUCACUCAAACUCUUCGACUCCAUUUGCAAUUCAAAGUGGUUUGUCGAAACGUCCAUAAUACUCUUCUUGAAUAAAAAGGAUUUGUUCGAGGAGAAAAUCAAGCGAUCUCCCCUGUCAAUAUGCUUCCCGGAAUACACAGGUUCCAAUACCUUUGAGGAAGCCGCCAACUAUAUACGCAUGAAGUUUGAAAAUCUCAAUAAACGAAAAGACCAAAAGGAAAUUUAUACGCAUCUCACCUGCGCUACAGAUACAAAUAAUGUGAAGUUUGUAUUCGAUGCCGUUACAGAUGUUAUCAUCAAGAACAAUCUAAAACAAAUUGGCCUAUUCUAAUAAUAUAUAUAUAUAUGUAUAUGUAGAAGCAGCUUAUACAAUACGACUAGAGUGCGUCUUAGUAUUAAAGGAAAACGCGCAAACAUUUCCAUUACAUUAUAAAUUAAUUAAUUCUAGAGACAUACUAUUUACAUACAAUAUACAUAUGUAGUUCCAUUAUGUAUAGUAAUACGUACAUAUGCUAUUAUAACAUUUUAAAUGCUUUACAUGCUCUUGAGAUAAACUUAUCUAUAUACAUAUGUUAAUAUGAAUACGAACCGAUUUUGUUGCCAAUAGUCGAGGAACAAAUAAUAAGUUUAAAUUGCUAUAAGUGAACUAAUUAAAAUACGCAUGUAUGUAUGUAAUUUAACAAGUGUAAAUUAGGCGACAGGAGUUCGAUAAAGACAACUGCCCAGAUUUGUUUUAAUGCACUGCGCACAAUUGUGGCCAGUUAUCUUUGCUUUUAGUUAAGUUUAAUUCAUGUGACUAAAUUGCAUGGCGCAAAAUCAACAGACUCACACAAUUCGUCAUUCUCUCAUUUUGCGCCAUGCACUUUGAUGCCACGUUUUGCAACACUACAUUUUGCCAAGAGCUUAGCGCACCAUUGAAGUGAGCGUGGGCUUAAUUUAUGUAUGCCCUUUUUACAUGUAACUAGAAAACUUACUAAUUUUUGUUAGUAAUAGUUUGAAUAAAGACAAAACACAACAACUAA
Drosophila innubila is the source of this 2175-nucleotide messenger RNA. RefSeq names its product G protein alpha i subunit (gene Galphai). Bases 417 to 1484 code for a protein of 355 amino acids. Gene Ontology annotation, cellular component: heterotrimeric G-protein complex. The transcript has 5 exons. Gene Ontology annotation, molecular function: G protein-coupled receptor binding; GTPase activity; G-protein beta/gamma-subunit complex binding. Gene Ontology annotation, biological process: adenylate cyclase-modulating G protein-coupled receptor signaling pathway. Lineage: Eukaryota; Metazoa; Arthropoda; Insecta; Diptera; Drosophilidae. The record is from RefSeq and is a predicted model, not a curated record.